Messenger RNA from Nicotiana attenuata, 918 nucleotides. RefSeq lists its product as uncharacterized. NCBI's taxonomy places the organism in Eukaryota, Viridiplantae, Streptophyta, Magnoliopsida, Solanales, Solanaceae. Gene Ontology annotation, biological process: DNA integration. The record is from RefSeq and is a predicted model, not a curated record. The coding region runs from base 1 to 918 and encodes 305 amino acids. The transcript is spliced from 3 exons. Gene Ontology annotation, molecular function: nucleic acid binding.
AUGUCAUUAGCCAACGUAUUAAUCGAUGCAUAUCAUGGUCUUUUAGAUGAUAAGGAUGCCUUGACCAUAGAAUUAGGAGAAGCUGAGCAAACCAAAGAUGACUUGAUAGUUUGUGUGGUUGAUUUGAAGGAAACUAUAGAUGAUCUGGAAAAUGAGAAGAAGGUUCUAACUGAUAAAAUCACUAGUGUAGAACACGAAAGAGAUGAUCUGGUGGUAGUAGUAGUUGACUUAAAAGAAACCAUUGGGAACUUAAGUAAAGAAAAGGAUGCCUUAGUGGAGAAAGUGACUGCUGUUGAGCAGGAGAGAGAUGACCUCUUAAUAGUGAUUGUAGACUUGAGGGAAACUAUAGAGGAACUUGGAACUGAGUGUAGGACUGGAAAUUCUGAUAAAGGGAAAGAGGUAGCUAGUGAGGCACACAUUAAGCUUCAAAACGAGUUAAAUGCUGUGAGAACUAGUUUUUGUGCUGAAAUUGAGAAAAAUAGUGGUGAUCCGAGUUGCUUGAAAGCAGUUAAUGAUGAUGCUGAACUGUGGCACAGAAGACUGGGGCAUGCAAGCUUUUCUUUACUGAAUAAACUAGUUCAGAAGGACCUGGUUCGUGGUCUGCCCAAAUCAAAGUUCAUGGAGCACAAAGUUUGUGAUGCCUGCGCCAGAGGAAAGCAUGUGAAAUCUUCAUUUAAGCCAAAGAAGGAUAAAAUUCAAGUGAAGAUGGAUUCAAAAGUAGCAUGCAUAAGAUCAGAUCAUGGGACAGAAUUUGACAAUGCCAAGUUUGAUGAUUUUUGCAAAGAGAAUGGCAUUACCCAUAACUUCUUCGCUCCCAGAACUCCACAGCAAAAUGGAGUUGUGGAAAGGAAGAAUAGAAAUCUUAAAGAAAUGGCCAGGACAAUGCUGAUCGAUAGUGGAAUUGCGAAGAACUUCUAG